CAAACAACGGUUGCUUUGCACUCAGUAUCGGUGUAACUAAGAUCAGUGAAGGCCGACUCUUUGACGCACAAAAUCUCAAAGUUCACCGCGACCGUAAAGGAGCUUUUAGCUACCACCUUGAAAACAUUUUAGGACAUUUUUCAAACGUUUGAUGUGAUUGUUAGGAAUUAUUUUGUGAGACAUUGUGUGAUAGUACUAACAUUGAUCAGCUGUUCAGAGUACAAAAGUAAAGAAGGAGAUACAACUAUGUGAUUUUUUUGCAUCCUAGUGAAAACUCGCAAUUUUAAGUGAAAUAUUAAAACGCGAUGAAAAGAAUAUAAUUAUGCCGGGAGUUUCAGGCAAUGUGUCGGGAGACAGUCCGGACGAAUUCUGUUCGUCGGACGAGGUUAAAGUGUUCAAGGAUGAGGGGGAGGACGAGCAAGAACAGAAUGCCUCCGAAUGCCUCCAAGCCGAGCUUUUGGAGGAGAAAAGCAGUCUUAUUACAGAAUCGGAACAGGGACCGGGGUCCAAUCCCUGGCUUGAUCACAACAUAUUCAGGCAUUUUCAAGGCAAAUCAGAGCUAAGAAGAGAACUAGGGCAUACGUUAGGUAAAAUAUCUUUCCAAUUUCUACCCAUCUGUACUUCUAUUAACCUUCUAUCUAUCCAAUUUCUACCUUCUAUGCUCUUAUUUAUCCAUCUAUAUCCAAUUUCUACCGAUCUAUACAUAUAUUUAUCCAUCUAUCUAUCCAAUUUCUACCAUCUAUAUAUCUAUUUAUCCAUCUAG
Molecule: messenger RNA, 763 nt
Organism: Eurytemora carolleeae
Lineage: Eukaryota; Metazoa; Arthropoda; Copepoda; Calanoida; Temoridae
Product: lymphoid enhancer-binding factor 1
Exons: 4
Coding region: 323-763 (146 amino acids)
Source: RefSeq, a predicted model, not a curated record